AUGGGCCUCUUCAAGCAAAAGCAAUACGCCGCUCUCGCAACCCAAGGUCGCACUUCAUCUACAGUAUACUCUGGCGAGGAUAAAUUCGUUUUGGCACUUCAUAUCGGCCUCGAGAACGGCAGGGCCUCUUCACCGUGCGCCUUUUAUCAUCUGACUGGUUUAAUAGCGACUGCUGCCUUUGCGUAUCUUCGUCAUGGAGAACGUCCUUUUCUUUACAAGGUGACCAAAUGGCCAGGGCAUAAAGAGGAGACGUCGAAUCCCGAGAUCCCGACAAUUGUGGUGUACCACCGACCAAACUUUAUUGGUUGUGGGCCGCAAGCCCCAGACUUCAAACAUCAGCCUGGUUACAUAUCUGAGCGGUCUUUCCCCCGAUAUCUCAAUGUUCUUGGUACAGAUGAAGAAAAGAUGUUGCCGCCGCCUAGGGCCCCUCUCGAGCAGAUCUAUCGAGACUUCUUGCGCUACAUGUACGAUGCGACUCGACUGGCCUGUCAAGGUGCUAUAUCAAACGGAGCAAAGCUCUGGGACGAGCUACAUGGCGUUAUGGAGAUUGUAUUCCUGACUCCGCCGUCUUGGGGGGAUGCUCAGAAAGACUUUGUUCGUCGAGCCGCUGCCGAGGCUGGUCUGUGCGACAUGGAGAGAGCUGGUGAUGCAAUUUUAUUCACCCCCAAUCCUUAUCCACUUCUUCAUAUUACGAGCGAAGGCUUUCGACGCGUUCAGUUGUCCGUCGGGGAGAUUGUUGGCAUUGUAAAUGCUGAGCAUAACGUGUCCGAUUUGGAUUUCUACUCCUGCCAGGAGACAGGUCCGGAGCUCGUGCUGCAAUACCAGCGACCGGCUGCGAUGAGCAAUUCAUCGAACACACUGGCAAGAUCUGCGUUGCAGGAAGCGUGGAGCAGCUCACAUUCUAUGUUCAAAGACACCGACAUUGACUGCCUUUUGACUGCCUGGAGGGAUCGCUAUUUGGAGACAUUUGACGGGGAAACGGCGACCAACUUUGGUCUGCCAAUCUCUGAACGCAGUCUCAGAUCAUUGCAUCUCAACCCGAGUCAGAUGCGCGAUAUCUUUUCACACUACGUAGACGCGCUUGUUGAAGCUAUUGAGCGCUUCUCCCCACGUCCCAAAUAUAUCCUGGCCACCGGGGAACUCUUCCUCUCCCCUUACUUGGCAAAGGCACUCACUGCGAAAUGCGGGCCGCUCGGUGUGACUUUGGUACCUCUGGGAGGCAAUACGAUGCUUGUAGAAGCCGCAGUACUAUGGUGCGCUGCGAAGAUUUCAACGCGGCCACAAGACCAAGAAGGCCUCAGCCAACAACAACUCGACGAACAAAGAACCGAAGGAUGGUCCGAGGCUGGGCCCGCAUCGACGUCGGCGACUAGCUACUAUGGAGAGCAGAAUCAAUCUGGGCACCAGGAGGCAAUGGACAAAAAGGCGGGUUUCUCACCCAUUCAAGAGGCUCCUCCUCAUUACGAUGAUGUCGGGAACCAUGUUUCGCCGUCUCAAGCUGCAGGAGGGCCGGCUGUCUCAGAAGAACUCCAGCGACUGAGACUGGAGCUUGAAGAACUCCGCGCAGGGCGUACUCCCGACAGCAGCACGACCUCUCCAAGUACACCUAUAUCACCACCAGAUGUCAAAACUGUCCAUAGGUUCUCCUCGAUGUUCAAGAGGUCUGCCAAAGGCUCCUUGGGGAAGUCACCCGUAGUUACUCAAGUUGAGACGACGUAA
Serendipita indica DSM 11827 is the source of this 1719-nucleotide messenger RNA. The record is from the annotation of a GenBank genome assembly. NCBI's taxonomy places the organism in Eukaryota, Fungi, Basidiomycota, Agaricomycetes, Sebacinales, Serendipitaceae.